AUGUGCGCGGUGAUCCGGCGGCUGGUUCGGAAGCUGCGUCCGGGUGGUGCCAUGUGGGUGGGCUUCCUUAGCGAUCCGCACUUUGCCGUCCCCUUCACCCCAGAGGAUCAGGAGCUGUGUAUGCAGCUGGCUGCCAAGAAGGACCGUCUGGUCUAUGCAUACAUGUCUGAGAUGGAGAUCUUUGGGGUCACCGAGGCCUUCUCGUCGGCGACUCGCUCGUUGCUGCUUGCAAAGCCUUCAGCGUCUGAGCGAGCCACUGGCGACGAGCCCUGGAGAGACAUUGAUCGCGACACGCAAAGAGCAGCUGCCAUCUAUGGCUGCCCAGAGGCCUCGGAGGCAUCCCCCUCGCCGGCAGCAGAGGCUGUGGCAGAGCUCCGCACUUCGUGGCUGGCUCCAAGCGAGGCGCGCAGCUGGCGAACAGGCCCCAGCUUCUGGCUUUGCGCCCAGCGGCGCCUGGAGGAGCGAGGCCGGGAGCUGCGCGGCGGGCUGUGGGUUGUGGAUGCCUUUGCCAGCCGGCUUGAGGCGCAGCACGUCCGUCGCCUCCUCGAUCUCCCACCCGCGCCCGAGAGCCGGCGGGACACUUGGGCGGACGACCUUCUCAUCCCUACUGCCGUGGACAUCGUUCUCGACGACCUGGAAGCGCGAUUGGAGGAGGAUCUGGGUCUUCCCCGGGCUCACAGCAAUCCGUGGCACCUUCUCAGGUACGGAGCCGGCUUUGCCGGCCGCUACCUUGCCGCGGAUUGCCAGGCCGAGGCGUCGGAUGAGGAGCAGCACGUCACGGUGCUGCUCUUCGCUUCGCCCUGUUGGAGCGAGCUGUCGCCUUGCGUGCCCUCGGAUUCAGGAGCCGACCUCCCCGAUGGGGCGGCCUUCUUCCCGAAGCUCGGGCUCCGCGUGCGCCUUCCCGAAGGCGGCUUGCUGGCGUACUCGCGCAACGACGGCUGCCACCUGCUGGCGGCACUUGCCGCCGAAGCUCCGGAGCAGGUUUCGAGCCAAGCACAGGUGGUGGUGAUGCGCACGCCUCGCUUGGCUGUGCGACUCCUUGCCUGA
Messenger RNA from Symbiodinium natans, 1047 nucleotides. NCBI's taxonomy places the organism in Eukaryota, Dinophyceae, Suessiales, Symbiodiniaceae. The record is from the annotation of a GenBank genome assembly.